Messenger RNA from Coffea arabica (coffee), 1829 nucleotides. Lineage: Eukaryota; Viridiplantae; Streptophyta; Magnoliopsida; Gentianales; Rubiaceae. The record is from RefSeq and is a predicted model, not a curated record.
CCUCCUGCCUCCUGCCUCCCGCUCCUAUAUGAAGCAGCAGCGGUAUUACUACUCCACUGCUAAACUCACUCCAAUUUCCAUUUUCCACACACUGCUAGCAAGCAGCAUUUUUGUAGAAGUAGUACUACUCGCUCCAACCGGAGGAGAGAAGAAAAAGAGAGAGAGACUCGGACGGAGAGAGCCUCCUUGCACUCUCUCGCAUAUCUUGCUUCUAUAAGCACCAUUCUGAUAUCCUCCUUCACACUUCUUUCUGCUGAUUCUCUCUCUCUUUUUUUUUUUGUUCUUUCCCUCUCAACUAGACUAUUUAUUACCUUCCCUUCCAGACUCUCAAAAAAUAAGCAGCCAAACCAAACAAAUGGCUAAUCUCAACGGGACAACCUCGGAUCUGAGGACCACUUUCUUGGGCGUCUACUCUGUUCUCAAAUCUGAGCUCUUGAACGACCCUGCUUUCGAGUGGACUGAUGAUUCUCGCCGGUGGGUCGAUCGGAUGCUGGACUACAAUGUUCCUGGAGGAAAGCUGAACCGAGGUCUGUCCGUCAUUGAUAGCUACAAACUGCUAAAAGAAGGAAAGGAACUAACUGAGGAUGAGGUGUUUCUUGCUAGUGCUCUAGGGUGGUGUAUUGAAUGGCUGCAGGCAUACUUUCUUGUCCUCGAUGACAUUAUGGAUAAUUCCCACAUUCGGCGUGGUCAACUUUGUUGGUUCAGAGUGCCAAAGGUUGGUAUGAUUGCUGCAAAUGACAGUGUCCUACUCCGUAAUCACAUCCCUAGAAUUCUUAAGAAACACUUCAGAGAAAAGGCUUACUAUGUAGAUCUUCUGGAUUUGUUCAAUGAGGUGGAGUUCCAAACUGCUUCAGGGCAGAUGAUAGAUUUGAUUACUACCCUUGAAGGAGAAAAGGAUCUAUCUAAAUACUCCUUGUCACUCCACCGGCGAAUUGUUCAGUACAAGACUGCGUAUUAUUCUUUCUACCUUCCUGUUGCAUGUGCAUUGCUUAUGGCUGGUGAGAAUUUGGACAACCAUAUAGAUGUAAAGAACAUUCUGAUUGACAUGGGAAUAUACUUUCAAGUUCAGACACUCUAUUCAAGCAGUUACACCUUACAGUCCAGAACAUGCCAAAAUGGGAAGUUAUAUUGCGGACUGGAUAAGCGUCAAAGGUUUCACUUCACAUACAAAACAUACAUGCAAACACUUAGCCAGAAGAUUUUUCUGACUGUGUUUUCACCCUGUCAGGAUGACUAUUUGGAUUCUUUUGGUGAACCAGAAAAGGUUGGAAAGAUAGGAACUGAUAUUGAAGAUUUUAAAUGUUCUUGGUUGGUCGUAAAGGCACUAGAAAGAUGCAGUGAAGAACAGAAAAAGAUUUUAUUUGCGCACUAUGGAAAGGCAGAUGCUGCUGAUGUUGCAAAAGUCAAAGCUCUAUACCACGAACUUGAUCUCCAGGGCGUGUUUGCGGAAUAUGAAAGCAAAAGCUAUGAGAAGUUGACAAGCUGUAUUGAAGCUCAUCCCAGCAAAGCUGUGCAGUCAGUGCUGAAGUCAUUUUUGGGGAAGAUAUACAAGAGGCAGAAGUAGAAAGGAUAUUCCCAAAGAAUAAAAGCAAAAGAGACUUGGCAUUUGGUAUCUAAUUGUUGAACAGGGGAAACAAACACUACUUGUUCUUGUUGAUUUUUAGGAUCAGCUUCCACAUUAUUAUUAUUAUUAUUUUUUGGUGUAUUCUUGUUGUUUUGGCUUUGACAUCCUUGGCAAAGGGAUGAACGGUAUUCAGAUGUAGAAGGCAGCAUUUAUUGAGGCAACAAUGAACGAACCUUAAAGUUAUUCAUCUAUUUGUCUUCUCAAA